Messenger RNA from Macaca mulatta (Rhesus monkey), 2588 nucleotides. RefSeq names its product DExD-box helicase 39A (gene DDX39A). The record is from RefSeq and is a predicted model, not a curated record. Gene Ontology annotation, molecular function: RNA helicase activity; nucleic acid binding; ATP binding. Lineage: Eukaryota; Metazoa; Chordata; Mammalia; Primates; Cercopithecidae.
UCCGCCCACCCUGGCUUCUCAAAGUGCUGGGAUUACAGAAGUGAGCACCAUGCCCGGCCUGCCGCAAAUUUCUUUCCCCACCAGCAAAACAACUUUGCUUUAUUUCCUUAAAAUACAGCAUCUCUUGGCCACCUAGAUGUGGAGCCCGGUAUAGACUGUGGCUCUUCUCUACCCAUGGAUUGCUCAGGGGAUGUUCCUGUCUUGUGGCAUGUCCCACCCUUUCUUUCCUUACCUCAUGCCCCUACCCUGGUUACUUCUCUUUCAUUUGGUGACUGGUUUUCCCUGCUGCUGGUCUUAACCUCCCCCUUCAUCUGUGGAGUAAAUUACAGUACUCUUGGGCAGAUCCUGAUUGAGUGACUCAGCUCCAACCUAAUUAGCAAUUCCCUAUUGCUUAGCAAGUACACAUGCCCAGGCUGGGCGUGGUGGGUGGCUCAUGCCUGUAAUCCCAGCACUUUGGGAGGCAGAGGCAGGAGGUUUGCUUGAGUCCAGGAGUUCACGACCAGCCUGGGAAACAUGGUGAAACCCUGUCUCUACUAAAAAUACAAAAAUUAGCCAGGCGUGGUGGCAUGCACCUGUAGUCCCAGCUACACAGGAAGCUGAGGUGGGAGACUCACUGGGUGGGUCUGGGAGGUCGAAGCUCCAGUGAGCUAUGAUUGCACCACUGCACUCCACCCUGGGUGACAGAGCGAGACCCUGUCUCCAAAAAAAAAGGAAAAAAAAGAAAAAACAUGCCCUGUGGCCGACCAGCUCUUCCAGCUUUCUCUUCUGCCCCGACGCCAGCCAGCUAGUCCUACUCUCCAUACCCCAAAAGGCUCUGGUGCUUUUUGGACUGACCUUUCUUGGCUCAUGUUUUCCCUGCUGCCUGGGAAGUGACCCCUUCAGAUUGCCUGUUUGAAGGGUCAGAUAAAGAAACCUGCUCAGCUCUGCCUGAACGCCUUUAUUCCAGUUCCAUUUAUUCAGCCUAUGCUAUGGAGUGCUCAUUAGCUAUUCUCACAGGGCAGGGCUGACUGGAAGCGGUGCUGUUUUAUUUGGGGCUGUAAGGAAAUGCCUUUCUGGAGCAAAGGAGGCCCAAAAGAAGUGGGGGAUUUGUGACUCAAGACAGCAGGAACAGCAAGUGCAAAGGUGCUGAGGUGUGUUUGAGACACAGUAGCAAGGCCGCAUCAUGGCAGAACAGGAUGUGGAAAAUGAUCUUUUGGAUUACGAUGAAGAGGAAGAGCCCCAGGCUCCUCAAGAGAGCACACCGGCUCCCCCUAAGAAAGACAUCAAGGGAUCCUACGUUUCCAUCCACAGCUCUGGCUUCCGGGACUUUCUGCUGAAGCCGGAGCUCCUGCGGGCCAUCGUGGACUGUGGCUUUGAGCAUCCGUCUGAGGUCCAGCACGAGUGCAUUCCCCAGGCCAUCCUGGGCAUGGACGUCCUGUGCCAAGCCAAGUCUGGGAUGGGCAAGACAGCGGUCUUCGUGCUGGCCACCCUACAGCAGAUUGAGCCUGUUAACGGACAGGUGACGGUCCUGGUCAUGUGCCACACGAGGGAGCUGGCCUUCCAGAUCAGCAAGGAGUAUGAGCGCUUCUCCAAGUACAUGCCCAGCGUCAAGGUGUCUGUGUUCUUCGGGGGUCUCUCCAUCAAGAAGGAUGAAGAAGUGUUGAAGAAGAACUGUCCCCAUGUCGUGGUGGGGACCCCGGGCCGCAUCCUGGCGCUCGUGCGGAACAGGAGCUUCAGCCUAAAGAAUGUGAAGCACUUUGUGCUGGACGAGUGUGACAAGAUGCUGGAGCAGCUGGACAUGCGGCGGGAUGUGCAGGAGAUCUUCCGCCUGACACCACACGAGAAGCAGUGCAUGAUGUUCAGCGCCACCCUGAGCAAGGACAUCCGGCCUGUGUGCAGGAAGUUCAUGCAGGAUCCCAUGGAGGUGUUUGUGGACGACGAGACCAAGCUCACGCUGCACGGCCUGCAGCAGUACUACGUCAAACUCAAAGACAGUGAGAAGAACCGCAAGCUCUUUGAUCUCCUGGACGUGCUGGAGUUUAACCAGGUGAUAAUCUUCGUCAAGUCAGUGCAGCGCUGCAUGGCCCUGGCCCAGCUCCUCGUGGAGCAGAACUUCCCGGCCAUCGCCAUCCACCGGGGCAUGGCCCAGGAGGAGCGCCUGUCACGCUAUCAGCAGUUCAAGGAUUUCCAGCGGCGGAUCCUGGUGGCCACCAAUCUGUUUGGCCGGGGGAUGGACAUCGAGCGAGUCAACAUCGUCUUUAACUAUGACAUGCCUGAGGACUCGGACACUUACUUGCACCGGGUGGCCCGGGCGGGUCGCUUUGGCACCAAAGGCCUAGCCAUCACUUUUGUGUCUGACGAGAAUGAUGCCAAAAUCCUCAAUGACGUCCAGGACCGGUUUGAAGUUAAUGUGGCAGAACUUCCAGAGGAAAUUGACAUAUCCACAUACAUUGAGCAGAGCCGGUAACCACCACGUGCCCCACCAGUCCAGAGCCGCCCACCCGGAGCUGCCCACCUGGAGCCGCCCGCAUGCAGCUUCACCUCCCCUUUCCAGGUGCCACUGUUGAGAAGCUAGAAAUUGUGUGAGAAUAAACUUGUUAUUACGGAAA